Messenger RNA from Ceratotherium simum simum (southern white rhinoceros), 1855 nucleotides. RefSeq names its product transmembrane protein 181 (gene TMEM181). Gene Ontology annotation, molecular function: toxic substance binding. The record is from RefSeq and is a predicted model, not a curated record. Lineage: Eukaryota; Metazoa; Chordata; Mammalia; Perissodactyla; Rhinocerotidae.
GCGGGCGGGCGCGGGCAUGGACGCCGAGUACCCUGCCUUCGAGCCCCCGCUCUGCAGCGAGCUCAAGCACCUGUGCAAGCGGCUGCAGGAGGCGUACCGGGAGCUGAGGGAGGACCUCACGCCUUUCAAGGAUGACCGCUACUACCGGCUGGCGCCCAUGCGGCUGUACACGCUCUCCAAGCGCCACUUUGUCCUCGUGUUCGUCGUCUUCUUCAUCUGUUUUGGCCUGACCGUCUUCGUCGGGAUCAGAGGGCCCAAAGUGAUCCAGACCUCUGCAGCUAAUUUUUCACUAAAUAAUAGCAAAAAGCUAAAGCCAAUUCAAAUACUUUCAAAUCCGCUGUCUACAUAUAAUCAGCAACUCUGGCUGACAUGUGUCGUUGAGUUGGAUGAAUCAAAAGAAACGUCUAUUCAGACCAGCUUUACCAUGACUGUUAAAGUCGAUGGCGUAGCUGCAGGUGGAACCACCAUGUUCAUUCAUAACAAAGUUCACAACCGGACGAGGACCCUCACAUGUGCAGAGAAAUGUGCAGAAAUUAUCGUGGCUCACCUUGGCUACUUGAACUACACUCAGUAUACAGUGACUGUGGGACUUGAACACCUGCAGCGAGCCGUCAAGGAAAUGAACUUCACAUGGAAGACUUACAACCCUGCGUUUUCCCAGCUGGAAGUUUGGUUCCGAUUCGUCUUUGUGGUGCUCACCUUCAUUGUCACUUGCCUGUUUGCACACUCCCUCCGGAAGUUUUCCAUGAGAGACUGGGGGAUCGAGCAGAAGUGGAUGUCCAUUCUUUUGCCGCUGCUGCUACUUUACAACGAUCCGUUCUUCCCCCUCUCCUUUCUGGUGAACAGCUGGCUCCCAGGGAUGCUGGACGAUCUCUUUCAGUCGGUGUUCCUGUGUGCCCUGCUGCUCUUCUGGCUGUGUGUGUACCACGGGAUACGGGUUCAGGGAGAAAGGAAGUGUUUGACUUUUUAUUUGCCUAAAUUCUUCAUUGUUGGACUAUUGUGGUUGGCUUCUGUUACACUAGGAAUAUGGCAGACAGUUAAUGAAUUACAUGACCCAAUGUACCAGUAUCGAGUUGACACAGGAAAUUUUCAGGGAAUGAAGAUUUUCUUCAUGGUGGUGGCAGCUGUGUAUAUUUUGUACCUUUUGUUCCUGAUAGUGCGGGCCUGCUCUGAGCUACGUCACACGCCUUAUGUAGAUCUCAGGUUAAAAUUUUUGACUGCGUUGACUUUUGUAGUGCUUGUCAUUAGCAUUGUCAUCCUUUAUUUAAGAUUCGGAGCACAAGUAUUACAGGACAAUUUUGUAGCUGAACUGUCAACUCACUACCAGAAUUCAGCUGAAUUCUUAUCUUUCUAUGGCUUGUUGAACUUCUACCUCUACACUCUGGCCUUUGUGUAUUCUCCAUCGAAGAACGCCCUGUAUGAGUCCCAGCUGAAAGACAAUCCUGCGUUCUCCAUGCUGAAUGACUCUGACGAUGACGUGAUCUAUGGGAGUGACUAUGAAGAAAUGCCCCUGCAGAACGGCCAGGCCAUUCGGGCCCAGUACAAGGAGGGGUCCGAGAGCGACUGAGCUCCUGGCGGGUCGGCGAGAUGUCGUCAGGGAGCCUGAGGUUCCCCUGCAGCGGCCACUCCCUGGCCUUCCCUCGACCUGCCUGUGAUCAGACUUGUCUUAUAAGCAGAGAUUUCCUGGUCCUUAUUUGUUUACAUAUUUUUGAAAGGAAAACCAAAAGUGAGGACAAAGUUAAACAUUGAGCCAAAUUUAUUGUUAGAGUGGCUGCAUUUAUUUGAGAAGAGACGCUGAUAAAAAGUUUACACGGCCAAAUCCUUUUUCAAAGAUUUCAGAUGAGAGAGAGCUUGU